GAUAUUCUUCAAAAUAAAAUAAAUGAAAAUUUUAAUUAUAUAAAAAAAGAUAGCAAAGAAGUUCAAAAAAAAUUUAUAGAUAAAUCUUAUGAUAAUAAAAAUAGGAAGAAAUAUAACAGUGUAAACAAAAAUAAUGGUGCUAAUGAAGACACAAGGGAAAGUGAAUAUAUAGAAAUUAUUGAAAAUAAUGAAAGUAUAGAAUGCAAAAACUAUUUAAUAGGUAAUGACUUAAAUAAUUAUAGUAAAAAUUAUUUUUCUGAUAAAUAUAAUGAAAACAGUUGUACCAUGAAUUCUGUUAGCAAUGCUAAUACUCUAGAAUAUGUUGAAAAAAUAAAAAAUACAAACAACAGUAAUAAUUUCAACACGGAGAAUUACAAAGAAAGUAAUUGUAAUAGUUAUUAUUAUAAUAUUGCUAAUAAUGAUGAUGUUAAUAAUAAUAAUAUUAAUAAUGAUAAUAGUAAUAAUAUGAAUAAUGACAACAACAAUAAUAAUAAUAAUAAUAAUAAUAAUAAUAAUAAUAAUAAUAAUAAUAAUAAUAAUAAUAAUAAUAAUAAUAAUAAUAAUAAUAAUAAUGAUAAUAGUAAUAAUAUGAAUAAUGAUAAUGAUUAUAACGAUACUAUGAAUAGCAUUAAUAGUGACAACAAUAAUAAGAAUAGUACAAAUAGUAAUAUAGACAACAAUAAAAGUAACUGUAUUAAUAACAUUAAUAUUAAUAAUAAUAGAAAUAAUACAAAAAUUAAAGAAAAAAAUGAGCAUUCUCAAAAUAGUGAAUAUAUUGAAACUUCCAAUUACAGUGAAAAUUUUGAUAGCUCUAUUAAAAAAAUAUAUAUAAAUAAUGAAUUUGAUUCAAUAUUAAAUUAUUAUAAUGAUGAUUUAACAAAUAAUGAUUUAAAAGAGAAAUUUUUGUCUCAUCAUAUUGAAGAUAAUGUUAAAAGAUCCUCUUCGAAAAAGAAUAAAUAUAAAAAUCUAGUAGUAGACUUUUGUUUUGGUUCUAUUAAUGAAAAUUUAAUAUGGAUAGAAACAUGCUUAUUUUUGCUCUUGCAAAAUGGAUUAAUUUUAAUUUAUUCUCCUAUUAUUACAAGAAAGUGUUAUAUUGGUUAUUAUUUAUUACAUGAAAUAAAUGAAAUUAAAAAAAGGAAAAAUGAAUGUUAUGAAUAUGCAGAAGAUUUUUUAGAUUAUUAUGAUUAUUUUAAAAAAUGUUCCAUUACAAAAUAUAGAAAUAAAUAUGUAUGUAUGAAUUUUGAAAAAAAAAAAGAAAAAAUUUGUUAUCUUCCUUAUGUUAUAAAUUUCCUAAAAAAUUCUUUUUAUAGCAGUAUCAAUUUAAUAUAUUAUAAUAAUUUGGUAUUAAUAUGUGUUUGUGACAAAUUUGGUUACAUUUAUUUUUUGUUAUUAAAUUAUUAUAUUACACCAUUUAUAUCAAUGAAUAGUAAAAAUAAAAAUGUCUUUUCUCUUGCUAGAAAAAAGAGACAUUUUUUUAAUAUUUUUAAUAACAAUGAAAAUAUAAUUUUAAAAAAAAUGAAUUUAAAAAAAAUAAAACAUUUAAUUAAUAAGGAAAAUUAUGAACAGUAUUACAAUAAAUUAGGAAAUAAGUACCAAAUCAAUUAUGUUUUAGAAAAAAUAGAUAAACAAAAUAUAAAAAAAUAUAUGUAUACAAGCGACAUUGACAAAAAAAUUAAUUUAAAAGAACAUUUUACAACUGAUGGUGAUGAAAUAGCGAAAGCAUUAAGUCUCACUAAUGAUAAAAAAAAAUUAUUUUUUAAAGAAAUAAGUAUACUGAAAAAAAAAAAAAAACAUUCAAGCAAUAAAAAAUAUUUAGAUGAAGUACAGAAUGGAGAUGUGUUUUUAUCAUGCUACGAAGACAUUAAUGAAUUAGUUCAGAAUGAAAUGGAUUUUGAAAUUAAUACUGAGUGUCAUUUAUUAAAUAUAUUAUGUUUUGAUUCAUAUUACACAGGAAUGAGUAAUGUACGAUCUAUUGUAUUAUGUAAUAAUAAUUUACUAUGUUUUAAUAAUAAUAAAAUUAUAAUAUUAAACUUAACUUGGCUAAAAUUUUUUCAAGUUAUAUUUUAUUUAUUGUACAUAGAAAAUUUUUUAUUAGCAAAAUUAAUAUAUGAUUUCUGUAUAAAUAAUUUAUAUAUGAAGACAUCUAUUUUUAAAUCAAAAAUAAAUUUUUAUGAUUUUGAUUAUUAUAAUUAUUUAUUAUUAGAUUAUACCAAACAAUUAUGUUAUCAUAAUUUCUCAAAAUUAUUUAAAAUGGAAGAAAAGGCUUUAAGUAAUUACAAAGAAAAAAAUUUUAACAUAUUUCAAUCAAAUUUAUUAUAUGAUGUGGAAUAUAUUUUAUAUCCAGUAAUUAUUGAAGAUAAAUAUACAAUGCUAGAUAAUAAUAUAAAUGAUGUGUAUUUUAUUUUCACUCAUUAUAUAAACUUAGACUGUCAAAGAAAAGAAAAAUUAUUCAUGAACGAGAAUAUUAAUUAUUUUACUUGUGCUAUAUAUAAGAAUUUAUUCAUAAUAUACGAUUGCUUUAAAAUAAUUUUAUCAAGUAAUACUGACAAAAUAAAAAGAAAAGAUAGUAAAACUGAAAUACACUUAAUAGAAAAAAAAAAUUAUAAGCCAUUGUGCAUUUUAUCUAAAGAAGCAAAAUUUAGAAAUUAUUUAAUUAAUAGUUUAAUUAUAAAUGAAGAAAUAAUGGAUAUUAAUUUAUUCAAAAAUAUGUUUUCAUCAUAUAUUAAAUCUUUAUAUAAUGACUAUAUUAAUGAGUUAUACAAAAAAAACACAUUAUCUUAUAAUUCUAAUUUGGAUAUAUGUAAUAUUAUAAAUUAUAAUAAAACUUCUGAAAAAAAUAAUGGUGAAACAAAUGGUAGAUACAAAAACAACAGUGAUACAAGAAUGAAUUUAAUAAUAUAUAGAAAAAAGUGUCAUAAAAAAUAUAUCAAGUAUGAAAAUAUGGAAAAUAAAAGUUACAACAUUGACAAAAACCAAGGUGAAUACAGUGAUGUUUAUAAUGAUAAAAAAGAAACAGAUACAGAAGAUAAUGGAGAUAAUAUAAACCCAUAUAAUUUGAAUCAUGGAUGUAAAGAUUUUAAAAAUAAAUUUCAAAGUGAUUAUUAUUAUUCCUCUCUGCAAUUACUGAGAAAGACAUUUAUUAUAUUAGAUGAGAGUAUUCAUAAUAAUAAAUUUGAUGAUUUAAAAAAUAAUAAACCUAAAUUAAAUGAAGAAAUCGUAUCAAAAUUAGAAGUAUCAAAUAAUAAUCAAAUAGAUUCGGAGACACUAAUAAAUGAUAUAAAGAAUAAUAUAUUAACUAGUGAUAUGGAAAAAUAUGAAAAUGUAGAAUGUAGUAACUUAAUAAAAAAACUUAUAAAAGUUAAAAAUUAUUACAUAGAUGUAAAAGACUAUUAUUUAAAAAAAAAUAAUAUAAAUAUAAAUAAUUCUAAUUCAGGGGAUCAAAUUACUUUUUUAGAAAAUAUUUUAAAAUGCUACUACUUUUUUUUAGGUUUAAAUUCAUAUUACGAGAAAAAAUUUAAGAAAAUAAAAAAAAAAAUUAUUAAAAUAAUGGCAUAUAAAGUAAUCAAGUUAAUAGAAGUUAAUUCAAAUUUUCAAAAUACAAGUAAAAGUAUAAAUGAAAAAAAUUCAUCAUUAAUUAAAAGUAUCUACAUGUGUAAUAAAAACCAAAAAUUAAUUAAAAAAAAGUUUACUUCAUUAAAAAAAAGAAUUAUUCUAUAUAAUAAUAUAAAUAAUGAAAAUAUUAGAAAAAAAUGA
Molecule: messenger RNA, 3753 nt
Organism: Plasmodium relictum
Lineage: Eukaryota; Apicomplexa; Aconoidasida; Haemosporida; Plasmodiidae
Product: conserved Plasmodium protein, unknown function
Exons: 1
Source: RefSeq, a predicted model, not a curated record